CGAGGCGUCGGGGCGGCGACUGGCGGGAAGCCCGUGCAGGCGGGCCGGGGAGGGGCGGCGGGGCUGGGCAGGGCCGGCAGCCUCUUCCCGGGGCCAGGGGACGCAGCGGGCAGCCGCAGCCGGGGCUUCUCCUCCUCCUCUUCCUCCUGGCCGCCGAGAUGGGCAGCGUCCUCCUGCAGGGCUCCGCGGCCGCCCCCGAGCCGCCCUGCCCGGCAGCGCCGGAGCCCCGCGGGCCGGUCAAGCGGGACUACCAGCGCCGGAUCUUUGUGAACCGCAGCUUGGCGCUGGAGAAGAUAAAAUGCUUUGGUUUUGACAUGGACUACACCCUUGCAGUGUACACAUCCCCAGACUACGAAGAGCUCACCUUUGAGCUGCUGCUGGAGCGGCUGGUGUCCAUCGGGUACCCACCCGAAAUUCUGGAAUACAAGUACGACCCUGCCUUCCCCACCAGGGGGCUGAUCUUUGAUGUCCGGUAUGGGAACUUGCUGAAGGUGGACUCCCAUGGCAAUCUCUUGGUGUGUGCGCAUGGCUUCCAUUUCCUCAAGGGCAGUGAAAUCUGGAAUUACUACCCAAACAAAUUUAUCCAGAGAGACGACACGAAACGUUUUCAUAUUCUGAACACUUUGUUUAAUUUGACAGAAACCUACCUCUUGGCCUGUCUCGUGGACUUCUUCACCGGCUUCUCCAGAUACACAAACUGUGAGACCGGCUACAGGCAGGGCAACCUCUUCAUGUCCUUCCGCAGCAUGUUCCAGGAUGUCCGAGAGGCCAUGGAUUAUGUUCACCUUUCAGGCUGCCUGAAGGAGAAGAUGCUGAAGAACCUGGAGAAAUACGUGGUGAAAGACCCCCGUAUUCCUCUUCUGCUGAGUCGCAUGAAGGAUGCAGGGAAGAUGUUUCUUGCCACUAACAGUGACUACAACUACACGGAUGCAAUCAUGACGUACUUACUUGACUUCAGUGAAGGAAACACGCAGGACAAAUCCCAGCAUCGACCGUGGCGCUCUUACUUUGAUCUGAUUGUUGUCGACACUCGCAAGCCCCUCUUUUUUGCUGAGGGAACUGUCCUGCGGCAAGUCAACAUAGACACGGGGAAGCUGCGAAUUGGGACCUACACAGGACCCCAUCAGCACUGCGCUGUCUAUUCUGGAGGUUCCUCAGACAUGAUCUGUGACCUGCUGGGCGUGAAGGGCAAGGAGAUCCUUUACAUUGGAGAUCAUAUCUUUGGGGAUAUUCUCAAAUCUAAGAAGAGGCAAGGAUGGCGCACAUUCCUGGUGGUUCCGGAAGUGGCAAAGGAGCUGCAAGUGUGGACUGAGAAGAGUGAACUCUUCGACGAGUUGCGGCGUCUGGAUGCGGUCUUGGCCGAACUGUACCAGCACUUGGACAGCGGAAGCAGCGAAUGCCCAGACAUCAGCUCCAUCAAGAAGGAGAUCCAGAAAGUGACCCACGAGAUGGACGUAUGUUAUGGGAAGAUGGGAAGCCUCUUCCAUUGUGGUUCCCGCCAGACGCUCUUUGCCAAUCAGCUGAUGCGCUACGCAGACCUCUAUGCCGCCUCCUUCGUGAACUUCUUCUAUUAUCCUUUCAGCUACGUUUUCCGGGCACCAGCAGCUCUGAUGCCGCAUGAGUCAACCGUGGAGCAUAUCAAAAUGGAGACCACCGAGAUGGACUUUAUGCACCAGCUCAGGCAGCAGGUGGAAUGAUUUAUACUUGGAGUCAAGAUAAAUUGCAGCAAUGCAAUUAAGAUCAUUUCGCAUGCAAUACAUUCUUAGCCUUUCAACUCCCAGAAAACAAUGGAUGAUGGAUGCUUCCACAGUUUAAUUCUUCUUCCAAAGAUGUAUAUUUUCUUCUAAAAGGCUUAGGAAAGCUUAGAGACACCCAAUGGCAAAUGCAGGAGAGAGCACACCCCCGCCCUUGCUUUCCCCAGGGAAAAGCAGCCAUCUUCUCCAUCUCUCCAAUUGGAAUUUUCCCUUAAAUGGGGAGAAAUUCUUCGUUGCAUUUGGUUACCAGGGACACAGCUGGACCCUCUGGAUGGGAAGGGAAAGGGCAGAAUUCAAAUCCCUAGAGGAUUGCAGCACAGGCCACCGGAGAAAGAACUGACCGUGUCUUCUGCUCUAUCAUCUAUCAUCAUCCGGGUUGAACCCAAAACUCUACACUUCCAGAAGGCUUGGUCUAUAACCCAUCACCUCUGCCAAAAUAAAUAUGUUUUUGUGA
Ahaetulla prasina is the source of this 2208-nucleotide messenger RNA. RefSeq names its product cytosolic purine 5'-nucleotidase-like. Gene Ontology annotation, molecular function: 5'-nucleotidase activity. Bases 159 to 1697 code for a protein of 512 amino acids. NCBI's taxonomy places the organism in Eukaryota, Metazoa, Chordata, Lepidosauria, Squamata, Colubridae. The record is from RefSeq and is a predicted model, not a curated record. The transcript is spliced from 18 exons.